This is a messenger RNA of Eimeria mitis, 648 nucleotides long. RefSeq lists its product as uncharacterized. The record is from RefSeq and is a predicted model, not a curated record. Bases 1 to 648 code for a protein of 215 amino acids. The transcript has 2 exons. Lineage: Eukaryota; Apicomplexa; Conoidasida; Eucoccidiorida; Eimeriidae.
AUGCACGAACCAGCUGCCUCUCUUCCCGCUGCCAGCAGCAGCAGCAGCAGCAGCAGCAGUAGCAGCAGCAGCAGCAGCACGGUUGCUGCUGCAGCUGGGCAGCAGGAUGCUGCUGCUAUGGGGGUGUCCAUCACCCAGCAGCAGCAGCACCAGCAGCAGCAGCAGCAGCAGCAACCGCAGCAGCAGCAGCUGCUGCAGCAGCAGCUGCAGCAGCAAACACAACGAGUGAAGCAGCAACACGGCUUCAACAGCUACCGCCGCUGCUUGUCUUUGUGUGCUCUUGCUGAGGUGCUGCCUCCUGCUGCUGCUGCUGCAUGCGCUGCAGCAGCAGAAGCAGAAGCAGCAGCAGCAGAGAACCUAGAACGCCAAUGGAUAGCAGCAGCAGCAUCAGCAGCAGCAACAGCAGCAGAAGAAGCCGCUCAGCAGCAGCAGCAGCACGGUUGCUGCUGCAGCUGGGCAGCAGGAUGCUGCUGGAAUGGGGGGGUGCAGCACCCAGCAGCAGCAGCAGCAGCAGCAUCAGCAGCAUCAGCAGCAACCGCAGCAGCAGCAGCUGCUGCAGCAGCAGCUGCAGCAGCAAACACAACGACUGAAGCAGCAGCACGGCUUCAACAGCUACCGCCGCUGCUUGUCUUUGUGUGCUCUUGCUGA